Eutrema salsugineum is the source of this 1588-nucleotide messenger RNA. RefSeq names its product probable polygalacturonase. The transcript has 5 exons. Gene Ontology annotation, molecular function: polygalacturonase activity. The record is from RefSeq and is a predicted model, not a curated record. Gene Ontology annotation, biological process: carbohydrate metabolic process. Lineage: Eukaryota; Viridiplantae; Streptophyta; Magnoliopsida; Brassicales; Brassicaceae. The coding region runs from base 179 to 1588 and encodes 469 amino acids.
UCUUUAGGGAAAUCAAUAACUUUUGCUUAUUUGGUAAAUCAGUACACGAUCACAAUCUAUAAAUUCAGGAUAUUUGAGUGUUUAUGCAGAUCAGAUUUUACCAUUUUAUUCUUGAUUUUUGUUUUCCUUUCCACUAAUGAUAUUGACUUAUCAUUUUCUAUAAGUUCAGAUCCGGUAAAUGGAGGUUUUCGUUGAAAUCUCAAAUUCUAAGAUGAAGAUGAUUCAGAUAAGUUUGUGUAUACUAGUGGUAUUAACAAUAUUCGGUUUUCCGAUGAUGGAAUCCCGCAUUGAGAGCAAGAAAGGUAUUGAAUAUCAGGCGAUAAAUUGUCGGAAACACAAUGCGGUUUUGACGGAUUUUGGAGCUGUUGGUGAUGGAAAAACCUCGAACACGAAAGCGUUUAGAGAAGCCAUUAGCAAGCUUACUCCGUUGGCUGCUGACGGUGGAGUACAACUCAUUGUUCCGCCGGGAAAAUGGCUCACCGGAAGUUUCAACCUCACAAGCCAUUUUACUUUGUUCAUCCAACAAGGUGCAACAAUUCUUGCUUCUCAGGACGAAUUUGAAUAUCCUAUGAUGCCACCUUUGCCGUCAUAUGGAGAUGCAAGGUUUGCUAGUUUAAUCUAUGGAAGUAACCUAACAGAUGUUGUUAUCACCGGUAACAAAGGGACGAUCAAUGGACAAGGCAAGUCAUGGUGGGUAAAGUAUCGAGGUGGUGGUUUCAAGUCAAUAUCGAGACCUUUGUUGAUCGAAAUAAUCUUCUCAGAAAACAUUCAGAUCUCGGAUAUCAAUUUAAUCGAUUCUCCAAUGUGGAAUGUACAUCCUGUGUAUUGCAAAAACGUCAUCGUUAGAAAUAUCAAGAUCGAUGCUCCUAUCGAUUCUCCUAACACCGAUGGAAUCAACCCUGAUUCUUGCACCAACACAAUAAUAGAGGACUGCUCCGUAACGUCCGGGGACGAUUGCAUCGCGGUAAAAAGCGGUAUCGACCAAUUCGGAAUCGCGACAGCGAUCCCAACGCAACAGCUCUCGAUACGACGUCUCACUUGCGUUUCUCCCGACAGCGCAGGGAUAGCCAUCGGAAGCGAAAUGUCGGGAGGAAUCAAAGACGUUAGAAUCGAAGACGUGACACUAAUCAACACACAAUCCGCGAUCAGAGUCAAAACCGCGAUUGGUCGUGGCGGUUACGUCAAAGACAUUUUCGCUCGUAGGUUUACGAUGAAGACUAUGAAAUACGUUUUCUGGAUAACCGGUUCGUAUAAACUGCAUCCUAUAGGAUUCGAUCCCAAGGCGUUGCCGGAGAUAAGAAAUAUCAACUACCGUGACAUGACGGCAGAGAACGUUACGAUGUCGGCGAGGCUCGAAGGGAUCAAGAACGAUCCGUUUACGGGGAUUUGUAUGUCGAAUGUGAGUAUAGCUUUGUCUCCGACCACGAAGAAGCUGCAGUGGAACUGUACAGAUGUUGCCGGAGUUACGAGCAGGGUUAAGCCGGAGCCGUGUAGUUUGUUGCCGGAUAAGGGAACGAAGAUGGACUGUGCUUUUCCGGUGGAUAAGAUUCCUAUUGAGAGUGUUGUGUUGAACAAAUGUUAUGCUUAG